Molecule: messenger RNA, 270 nt
Organism: Eremothecium gossypii ATCC 10895
Lineage: Eukaryota; Fungi; Ascomycota; Saccharomycetes; Saccharomycetales; Saccharomycetaceae
Gene: COA3
Product: Coa3p
Exons: 1
Coding region: 1-270 (89 amino acids)
Biological process (GO): mitochondrial respiratory chain complex IV assembly
Cellular component (GO): mitochondrial inner membrane
Source: RefSeq, marked provisional
AUGCUGGAGCCAAGUCGCUACCAAGACCCACGCACCUGGAAGAUGACGCCCGCCAUGAUCAGGGCGCGGCGGCCGUAUAUCCGGGGGAACCUGUUCGGCCUAGUUACGCUGCUGGGCGUGGCCGGAGGCAUCUACGUGUACACGUACCGCGCGCUGCACAAGGACGACGACUUCGCGGACGUGCCGAUUCCGCCUGUGAGCGAGGAGGAGCUGCGCCAGCUGCGGCAGGAGUACGAGCUGCACAAGAAACAGCGCGCUGCGGAGCGCUAA